Messenger RNA from Morchella sextelata, 630 nucleotides. RefSeq lists its product as uncharacterized. Lineage: Eukaryota; Fungi; Ascomycota; Pezizomycetes; Pezizales; Morchellaceae. Gene Ontology annotation, cellular component: nucleus. Gene Ontology annotation, molecular function: protein tyrosine/serine/threonine phosphatase activity. The record is from RefSeq and is a predicted model, not a curated record. Gene Ontology annotation, biological process: protein dephosphorylation. Bases 1 to 630 code for a protein of 209 amino acids. The transcript is spliced from 4 exons.
AUGGCCAUGAACAAAGUUGCGGGGGAGAACCUCUACAUUGGAGGAAUGUUCGCCCUUCGUGGACGGGAAGCUCUAAAAGAAGCCGGAAUAACCCAUGUGGUGUCCGUAUUACGAUUACCUCUCGAUAAAGCUCUGUUUGAGAAUUAUGAGCACAAAGUUAUCGAGGUGGACGAUGUUGAGGAUGAAAACCUGCUUGAACAUUUCACUUCCAGCAAUAAGUUCAUUUCUGAAGCCUUAAAGGCUGGGGGUGCGGUCUUAAUCCAUUGUGCCAUGGGGAAAUCCCGUUCAGCAACUAUACUCGCUGCAUAUCUGAUGGCUACACGCCGUAUCGCACCAAAUCUUGCCUUAGGACUCAUAGAGCGUGCCCGCCCAAUCGUGGAACCAAAUCCUGGGUUUAUGAAACAACUUGAACUAUAUCAUGAAAUGAACUAUACCGACGUUGUUGAAGAUCACCCCUUAUAUCAGCGGUGGAUUUACUUACAGGAUGUCGAGAUGAGUAAUGCCGCUGGAAGGGCACCGGAGCGAGUACAUUUCAGAGAUGCAGAGGCCGCGAUAGGGAAAAUCACUCAAGUGAAAGAGGGUGAAACCCCUGCGGAAAAGGGUGAAAUAGAGCUACGGUACGCACACUAG